Messenger RNA from Tarenaya hassleriana, 2362 nucleotides. Its product is annotated as long-chain-alcohol oxidase FAO1. NCBI's taxonomy places the organism in Eukaryota, Viridiplantae, Streptophyta, Magnoliopsida, Brassicales, Cleomaceae. The record is from RefSeq and is a predicted model, not a curated record. Gene Ontology annotation, molecular function: flavin adenine dinucleotide binding; long-chain-alcohol oxidase activity.
CACUAUAAAAAAAAAGUGUGCCAUGCAUGGGGAAGGGGGGGAUCACCAUGGAAAGAGGAGAGAGGAGAGGAAACCCUCUGCUGGAAUGGAGUAAUGGAGAAGAAAGCUUCUGCCAUGGCUUCUCACCGUCUCAGCUCGAAGCUCUGUCCGCCAUUUGCAGAGCCAUUCUCCGUCCUGUUGCUUUGGAGUCCUUGAAACUUAAUAUGAAGUUGAAGAUUCUACGCAAUGACGCCCUCCUUCGUUUCUUCGAGUCCUCUUGCCCUCAGGUUAGAGCUGAUGAGGUGGCUGAGCUGCUGGUGACAAAAGCAAUGCCAGUUGCAGUCAAAGUGGUGAGAGUAGUUACAUACAGAUUGGGAACUUUGCUGCUAUGUGGGUUUCUCUCUCUUGACCAGAAAUGGCCUUUCCUUCUCACAUUCGCCGAGAGCUCACUCGACAAGACGGAAAAGAUCUUGCAGAGAUGGAGCAGGCAGAGGUUUAACCCUCUCGCGAGACUCGCUUUUAUAAUGAUUAAAGCCUUCUUCUUGUUCUACUACUUCACCCGGACAGAUGAAAAUACAGGAAACCCGACAUGGGAUGCGAUCGGGUACUACGUGACCAACAAGGCUACCAGUCAGGAAAAGAGACAAGAGGAUAGACCUCUUCUGAAUGAAGGGAUAAUAGAGACCGAGAAGGAGAAUGACAGGACACUUAAGCAACGUCUGAUAAGCAAAGGUCUUAGAGUAACAGAGGAUAGGCAAAGCAACACUUACAAGAUCGAGUGUGAUGCCGUGGUCAUGGGUAUGGGCUGUGGUGGAGCGGUUGCAGCCACGAAUCUCGCGAGGUCAGGUCUGAGGGUGGUGGUUCUCGAGAAAGGUAAUUACUCUGUGCCUCGCGACUACUCAUCUCUCGAGGGCCCCUCCAUGUUCGAGCUGAUCGAGUCGAACGGGUUCAUGAUGACACAGGACAGGAGGUUCCAGCUCUUGGCCGGAUCAACCGUGGGUGACGGUUCGGCAAUAAACUGGUCAGCGUCCAUUAAAACUCAUGAACCAAUCAUCAAAGAGUGGUCUGUGGACAGAAAGAUUGCAAUAUUCUCCAGCGAGGAGUACGAGAUGGCCAUGGAUAAAGUCUGCAAGAGGAUCGGUGUGACUGAGAGGCUGACCGGAGAAGAGUUUCAGAAUCAGAUACUGCGAAAAGGGGGCAAGAAGCUUGGCUUGGAUGUUGAAACGGUGGCAAGGAACUAUUCAUCAUGGAAACAUGAAUGUGGAUCUUGUGCCUUUGGAUGCACAACUGGAGACAAGAACUCAACAGACAGAACAUGGCUGAUUGACGCAGUCAACUACAAUGCCGUGAUACUAACACAGCGCAUGGCUGAGAAGUUGAUCUUGGAGGGCAACAGUGUCGAGCAAAGAUGGGAAAGAGGCCGAUGAAAGAGAUGCUUGGAAGUGAGAACCUUUUUUUUUUUUUUAUCAAAAGAAACCGAAAGGAGGCUUCAAAUCAACGCCAAAGUCACGGUCUUGGCUUGCGGGUCGCUUAAUACACCUUAUAUGUUGCUUUUGAGCUGGUUGAAGAAUCCAAAUAUCGGUCGAAACCUCCAUCUUCACCCGAUUCUAAUGGCAUGGGGCUACUUCCCAGAAGAAACGAAAUUCAGAGGAAGAGCACACGAGGGAGAGAUAAUCACUUCAAUGCACAUAGUGGUUCCAGAUGAAUCUGCAGCACCAAAGGCCAUGCUUCAGACACCUGCUUUAGCGCCAGCCCCAGGCAUGUUUGCAGCUCUACUGCCAUGGGUUUAAGGUUCAGACAUGAAGGAGAGAAUGGCCAAGUAUGCAAGAACAUCUCAUAUCUUUGCACUGGUCAGAGAUGAGAGCUCUGGAGAGGUGAAGCUGAAAGACAUUAUCAACUACAAACUGAUCAAGACCGAUCAGGAGAAUCUAGCUCUUGCCGUAAAAUGGGCACAGAGGACCUUGGUUGCGGCAGGAGCUGAGGAGGUGGGCACAUACAGUUCAGAGGGGUAGAGACUAAGAUGCAAAGGGAUCCACGAGGAAGAUCGAGAGAAGUUCUUACGAACGGUAAGCGUAGCGGGUGGACCCGUCUCGACGAGCAAGAACUGGUGCCGUUCCAUCUCGGCAUCUCAGAUGGGAAGUUGCCGGAUGGGAAACACAGAGAAGGAGGGGACAGUGGACGGAUAUGGCGAGAGCUGGGAAGCAGAAAGCCUGUAAGUGUGUGAUUCAAGCGUUCUGCCUACAGCUCUCGGCGAUAAUCCAAUGGUCACCAUUCAGUCUACCUCUUACUGCAUAUCCAGCAGAAUAGCCAAUGUGAAAAAAUGAAAUAAAAGCAGCAGCAAGCCAUGGAGAUAUAUGUACAUAAGCAGAUGUAUGGUGAAGAC